UCAUUUAAAAUGGCAAAGAUGGCAGCCUCCAUGCUGGAGCAUGGGGAAGAUGCCUUUAGGAAGUUGUUUAAGUUUUACAAGCGUAGAAAUCCACCGCCUGAUUUCAGCGAAGUGAUCGACUUUUCAAAAGGUUUAAAGCAUGAAAAGGUGUUUAGAACUGAACUGAGCUCAACAGCCGUCGGUGAGAAUGAAGCUCAUAAGGCCGGCCUUCAGCCAGUCAGAGAGUGGAAGGCAUUUGGUCUGAAGGGAUAUCCAGGGUUCAUCUUCAUUUCAAACCCGUUCCUCCCUGGUUCACAGCAGUACUGGGUGAAGCAGUGCCUGAAGGUGUACCCACAAAAACCUAAUGUGUGCAACCUGGACAUGCACAUGACCGCAGCAGAGACGGAAAACAUCUGGGAGAAGAGCUCACAGCUCCUGAGGAGCAAAGGCUCAGGGAAAAGGGAACCCAAAACCCUGCUGGAGAAGCUGCGAUGGGUUACUUUAGGUUACCACUAUAACUGGGACACCAAGACAUAUUCCGCAGAGCACCACACCCCCUUCCCUGCAGAUCUGCACUCUGUGUCCAAACAUGUAGCUGCCGCCUGUGGGUUUCCCAGUUUCACUGCAGAGGCGGGGAUUCUCAACUACUAUCACUCUGAUUCGUCGCUCGGAAUCCAUGUAGAUGAAUCAGAGCUGGACCACACCCAGCCCCUCUUGUCGUUCAGUUUUGGACAGUCUGCGGUCUUCCUGCUCGGCGGCACCAAAAGGGAGGACCCUGCUACCGCCAUGUUCAUGCACAGCGGUGACAUCAUGGUGAUGUCGGGCCACAGCCGCCUGCUCUACCACGCCGUGCCCCGGAUCGUGCCCCGGAUCGUGCCCACCCCGGCAGCCACCCCGCUGCCCCCCUGCCUGCUCCAGGGCCCCGAGUGGAGUGCCCCGGAGGACUCGCUGGUGCGCAGGGUGAAGGAGGAGGACUGGGAGGUGUGCGCCAGGUACAUGCAGACAUCCCGGGUCAACAUGACAGUCAGGCAGGUCCUGGGUCUGGGACAGGCCUUUCCCUCUGAAGAGACCCGCACACAGACUCUGUCCACAUUCAGCAAGGACUCUGCAGAGGGAGGAGAGAACAUCAAUACCAAAAAGAGAAAGAAUACCUCAGAUGGUUACGGGGAGUCAUGA
Megalops cyprinoides (Indo-Pacific tarpon) is the source of this 1155-nucleotide messenger RNA. RefSeq names its product alkB homolog 1, histone H2A dioxygenase (gene alkbh1). Gene Ontology annotation, biological process: oxidative RNA demethylation. The record is from RefSeq and is a predicted model, not a curated record. Gene Ontology annotation, molecular function: broad specificity oxidative DNA demethylase activity; oxidative RNA demethylase activity; ferrous iron binding. Bases 10 to 1155 code for a protein of 381 amino acids. The transcript is spliced from 6 exons. Lineage: Eukaryota; Metazoa; Chordata; Actinopteri; Elopiformes; Megalopidae. Gene Ontology annotation, cellular component: cytoplasm; nucleus.